GGGACUGCUUGGACUGCUGGGACUCGGCGCGCGCAUUUGCUGGUACUUCCGGUCGGUGGCGACCAAUGGGAGGCCUUCUUCGUGCAAGGAGUCGGGUUGCCAUGGCGACGAACAGCUGGCCGGCUGUAAUGUGUGAUGUGGGGCCCCGAGACAAAUCUGACAAACGCCAAAUAGUUGCCGAGACGCAUGGUUCGAAAAAAUGGAGGGUCUCCCUUUCUUACCGGGCUACAGUUUCCGCGACCCAACAAGAACAAAGCACCACAUAUCCCAUGCAUUUGAUUUAGUCAAUGGCUACCGAAUCCCAAAGACUAAUUCAAAUGUCAUCGGAGCAGGAAAGUAUCCUAAGGAUGUUGAUUCGGUCAGUUAUUAUAAUGCCAUUCCAUCAGUCAGAUAUGACCCAUCUCUCACAUAUGGGCGGGUUCAAACUUACCCUUACAAGCAAUUCAAGCCCCACUACGCACACUAUGAUGGAAAGAGCCUCUGUUUUCGAGCCUAUUUCAAGCAAUCAAUUCAUGAAUCUCCUGAUGAACAUUACAGAGUGAGAAAAGUAAAUAUUGUGUACUUUCUUGAGGACGACACAAUAUCAGUCAUAGAGCCCACUGUUACUAAUGCAGGUUUUGCCCAAGGCAAGAUAGUAAGACGUGGCAAAAUACCUAAAGAAAUUGGAGGCAGCUUCUAUCAUUGGAAAGACUUCAAUGUGGGGAUUGAUGUCUCAUUCUAUUCUAUUGUUUAUCAUAUUGUGGAUACUGAUAUUUAUACAAGAGAAUUUAUGCAAAGUCAAGGCAUAGAAAUGGGCCCCCCUGAAGAAAUGCCUCAAGAUCCAUACACACAGAAGAGACUGGAAAAGCUGCCCAUUACAACUAUGAAAACUCCUUUUGUAGAUGAUAAGCUUCGUCGCUUUCUUGAAUAUGAUGGAAAAAUUUUGAGAUUCUAUGCUAUUUGGGAGGAUGACUCGGAACUUGGAGGAAAACGAGAGUUUGUGAUUCACUAUUACCUAGCAGAUGACUGUGUUGAGGUCUGUGAAGUGCACAAGAAAAAUGAUGGUAGAGAUCCUUUCCCAUUACUGUUGCACAAGACCAAGGUUCCCAAAAAUUGGAAGCAGAUUCCUUUGACAUACCCCUCUAUGUACCGAGAACUAACAGAGGAAGAAGUUGAGGAAUUUUAUAGUCCAAAAGAUUUCUUGGUUGGAGAGACUGUUUUCCUAUACGCCAGGCGGUUUUUCAUCUAUGAUUGUGAUCCUUUCACACGAAAUUACUUCAGAGAGUGCCUCAGUAUUGAACAGAAGAACAAAAUCCAAGUUGAACAUCCUGCACCUCCACAACCACAGUACCCUCACCCACCGCACACAGGAAUUGGAUCGAUAGAAGACACCAUCCAAAAUGUUCUCAAAGUCAUCCCAAAGGCUCCAAAGAAGGAUGUCAUUCGCAUGCUUCACAAUGCUAACAAGAAACUUCGAUAUACAGCUGUUCUGGAUAGAGUGCACCCAGAAGACGAACAACGAGCUUUUGUGCUCAUUUAUUAUCUAUCCAACGGAGAAUUGGAAAUUAUGGAGCCUCCUCAGAGAAACUCUGGCUACACAUUCACCCGAUUUUUGCGCCCAACGCACAUUCCUAAGCCAAAUACAAGCAGAGAUGAUCCAGAGUUCUACACGCCAGCUGACUUCUACAUAGGAGCUAUGAUAUCAGUCUUUGAGCAUAGAUUUUUGAUAACUGGUGCAGACUUGGCUGUAUACCGAUACAUGCAAGCAAAUCCUGACAAGUUCCCAGAUAGCACCAUUAAUAAUGUGCGGAACUACAUGGUCCAGCAAGGAUAUAUUAGAGAAGAAAUAGAAGAUAAAACAAAAUUAGACAUCAAAGCUCAGACUAAAGAGUGUUUGGAUGUGGCCUGCUGUGAUCCAUGUUUAGAGCCCAAAACUUCUCAGGGUAUGGGAGACUACAGGCCUUUUGGAAUGAAGAAAUUUGAGGAUGACUGCACCCAUGUACAAGAUGUGCCACAACACCUUAACUAGGAUCAGUGUAUUCAAAGGUAUAAUAAUUCUGUGAAAAGACAAGACAAUCAAAUUAACAAAUCAAUUAUUAUUAUUGAAUGAAAUAAAUAAUCUGAUUCUGAUCA
Molecule: messenger RNA, 2112 nt
Organism: Thrips palmi
Lineage: Eukaryota; Metazoa; Arthropoda; Insecta; Thysanoptera; Thripidae
Product: EF-hand domain-containing protein 1-like
Exons: 10
Coding region: 200-2008 (602 amino acids)
Biological process (GO): cilium-dependent cell motility; mitotic cytokinesis; mitotic spindle organization
Cellular component (GO): axoneme; mitotic spindle
Molecular function (GO): alpha-tubulin binding
Source: RefSeq, a predicted model, not a curated record